Talaromyces amestolkiae is the source of this 1497-nucleotide messenger RNA. RefSeq lists its product as uncharacterized. The record is from RefSeq and is a predicted model, not a curated record. Bases 1 to 1497 code for a protein of 498 amino acids. NCBI's taxonomy places the organism in Eukaryota, Fungi, Ascomycota, Eurotiomycetes, Eurotiales, Trichocomaceae. The transcript is spliced from 4 exons.
AUGCUUUCUCUGCUCCUUUUGGGCCUCGCAGCCCUUCAGGCCACUGCCCGGCCCCUGGGAAGCCAUUCCUUCACUGAACGGUCCCAUCCAUCUCUGUCACAGUGCGCGAAUGACCCUGUUUGGCUGCUGUUUCAAGAGUCUCGCCUGCAACCAGAAGCAAGCGCGUUUUGCAGCGUGUACAUCGAAGCGACACAGACGCAAACAGUCACCGUAAACCCAACAGCCACACAACUUGCGUUUACAGGUGCUGUCACGGUUACAGACGCGACUGUCGAUGUCACCUUCACUGCGACUGCUGAGGUCGACCAGACGAGAACAUCAUGGUAUUCCAGCAUGGCAGUGAUCCCUGUCACCCUCACAAGCGUGGUUGAGGAUGUGAUCUCGACAACAGAUUUGUUCUCCACCACUGAUGCGACAGUCGUUGUGACUAUAAUAGAUACUCUCACGACUAGCACAACCGACGCGACGGCGUAUGCCACAGUCUUCAGUACUGAUGAUAUAACCACCACUGAUACCACUGUGUAUGCCACACAGACAUCCACUCUGGAUGUCACCAUCACUGCGACCACGGUGACCAGCACCGCCACUAGCCUCGUGACCGCUACCGCAACAGCCUAUCUGGUAGCAAGAGACGACGAAGUCGAAGCCAACGAUGAGGAUGAUGACGAAGAGUACGAUAGUUGUCCCGCGCCAGAGCCUGAAUGCACUUCUCCAGAAUGCAUUCGCUCUAGCUUCUUCAACGAGAUCAGAACGAUCGCGGCGAAAGAGCUGAGUAGUGCAUGUUCCUGUCUGGUAGAACCUUCAACUACCACAAAGACGGUUACGAGGACUGGCUCCGCGGUGGUUCGGACGGCGGCAUCUACCAUCUUCGCAACCGCCACCGAUGAUAUAACAGCAACUGUGACACGUGCCAGCAGCCAUGUGGUGGUUGCAACGACCAUUAUUGAUCAGACGUCUCUCUUCUCUUUGACCACCACCGAGACCGUCACUUCCCCAGUCACCGAGUUGAUAGAUGUUACAGCUGUCUCUACCACCACAACGACGACCACAACAACCACUGAUGAGACAGCCAGUGCCACGACAAUACUCGUCACGUCCGUGACCAUCGAUGAAACCGCCUCUGCCACAGCCACAAUCACCAAUACCAUCACGAUCGAUCAAACAGCAUCAGCCACGGUGACCGCCACCCAAACCACUACCACAACCGUUGCUCCUACCACCCCUACGCAGAGCUGCAGUGCCUUGUCAAGCCCCUACACCAACUCCUAUGGCCAAAAAUUUACGCUCAACUGCGGACAUUACUAUCCUAUUGAAAGCGGCGGCAGUGUCGGGAGUGGAACAUUCACUCACUUUGAGCAAUGCCUCGAUCUGUGUUCGGAGUAUCCUGCGUGUGUGGGAGUUGAUUAUGAUGCUGCAAGUGGUUACUGCGAGUUGUUCAACAAUUCACAUUCUGGGUCGAGCUCUGGGUUUGACUCGGCGCUACUUAUCGCUGCUUAG